AUGAGCACAUCUAGCGACCCCGAAGAGGGCUUCCAAGAGACGAAAGAUCUCGAAGCAGCCAAACCCACAACCCUAACCGACCCAUCUCUCGAUUCUGAUGCCAACAAAGACCCGGAUCUCAUCACAUGGAGCGGACCAGAUGACCCAGAAAACCCCAAGAACUGGCCCAAGGGCUUGAAAUGGAAGAACACCUGUGUGAUCUCCCUUUUCGUCUUCAUCUCGCCAGUCUCAUCAUCCAUGAUUGCCCCCGCCAUGCAAGAUCUCGGCAAGGCCCUUGGAAUGCACUCCGAUCUUGAGAUAUACCUAUCUAUGGCCAUCUUCAUCCUCGCCUACUCCAUUGGCCCCAUCUUCUUCGGUCCAGCCUCAGAGCUCUACGGCCGUGUACGUCUGCUUCAGGCUAGCAACGCGUGGUACCUAGCCUGGAAUCUGGGCUGCGGUUUCGCCCAGACAAAGUCCCAACUCUUUGCUUUCCGCUUUCUUGCAGGAAUUGGCGGCAGCGCACCGCUGGCAAUUGGAGGAGGUGCGAUUAGCGACAUGUGGAGCGCCGAAGAACGCGGAAAGGCCAUGGGCGUAUAUACUCUCGGACCGCUUCUCGGGCCUGUCGUUGGACCCAUUGCGGGUGGCUUUAUUGCCCAGUACUCGACAUGGCGCUGGGUUUUCUGGGCGACCUCGGCCACCGCUGCUGCGGUCCAAGUCGCAGGCUUUAUCUGGCUGCAGGAGUGUCACCCGGCUACACUACUACGCAAACGACGCGACGUUCUUGUCCAGGAGACGGGAAACAACAAUCUACAUACCGAUGAGAAGGUAGAGACACUUGUCUACAGGCUUCUGCAUGCCUUUGAGCGACCGGUUCUUCUGUUCACAACACAGCCUAUCGUCUUCUGCAUGGCAAUCUACAUGGCCUACCUCUUUGGCAUAACAUAUCUCAUGCUUGCAACGUUCCCCGACAUCUGGACCGAGAUCUACCACGAGAGUUCCAGCAUCGGCGGACUCAACUAUAUUUCUAUUGCGAUUGGAUCAUUUGCCGGCCUCUUCUUUAACCUCAAGCUAGUCGACCGAAUCUACAAAACCCUCAAGGCACGAAACAACGGUGUCGGUAAGCCAGAGUACCGAAUGCCGUCGUUAGCAGUGGGCUCUUUCAUUAGCACAAUCGGUCUCUUCUGGUACGGUUGGAGUAUCGGAAAUACGCACUGGAUCAUGCCCAACAUCGGGGCUCUGAUCUUUACUGCAGGCACGAUCUCCUGUUUGCAGGGUAUGCAGACGUAUAUCGUCGAUAGCUACGAAACCUAUGCAGCGAGUGCUAUGGCGGCUUGCGCUAUUCUGCGCAGUUUGUGUGGCUUUGCGUUCCCGCUCUUCGCUCCUUAUAUGUAUUCAGCUCUCGGGUAUGGAUGGGGCACGAGUGUGCUGGCCUUCAUUACCAUGGCUAUUGGCUGGUCGGCACCUUUUGUGUUUUAUUUCUUUGGACCUAAGCUCCGUGCCAUUUCCAGGUACGCUGCUGGUUAA
Molecule: messenger RNA, 1503 nt
Organism: Penicillium griseofulvum
Lineage: Eukaryota; Fungi; Ascomycota; Eurotiomycetes; Eurotiales; Aspergillaceae
Product: MFS transporter
Exons: 2
Coding region: 1-1503 (500 amino acids)
Biological process (GO): transmembrane transport
Molecular function (GO): transmembrane transporter activity
Source: RefSeq, a predicted model, not a curated record